Naegleria lovaniensis is the source of this 570-nucleotide messenger RNA. RefSeq lists its product as uncharacterized. Lineage: Eukaryota; Heterolobosea; Eutetramitea; Acrasida; Naegleriidae. Gene Ontology annotation, molecular function: GTPase activity; GTP binding. The coding region runs from base 1 to 570 and encodes 189 amino acids. The transcript has 2 exons. Gene Ontology annotation, cellular component: trans-Golgi network; cytoplasm. Gene Ontology annotation, biological process: protein localization to Golgi membrane; vesicle-mediated transport; intracellular protein transport. The record is from RefSeq and is a predicted model, not a curated record.
AUGGGAAUACUGUUUGGUAAACUUUGGGAACGAUUAUUUGGAGAUGAACAAGUGAAAAUUUGUAUUGUUGGAUUGGAUAAUGCUGGAAAGACAACAACGCUGUAUAAAUUACAUUUAGGAGAAGUCGUUGAAACUCAACCAACUAUCGGAAGCAACGUGGAAGAAGUCAAUUACAAAAACAUCAAAAUGCAAAUGUGGGAUCUCGGAGGUCAAGAGUCUCUCCGAGCUACUUGGCAAAUCUAUUUUUCAAAUUCACAAGGAAUCAUUUUAGUCGUGGAUAGUACCGAUCGACAACGAAUUUCCAUUGUGAAAGAAGAAUUAUUUAGGAUUUUAGAAUGUAUGGAGUUGAAAGGAGCUUCCAUUUUAGUAUUUGCCAAUAAGCAAGAUGUGAAAGGAGCCAUGUCUGCUACCGAAGUUUCCAAAGCACUGAAUUUACAAGCAAUUAAGAGUCAUGAUUGGCACAUACAGGCUUGUUCAGCAUUGACUGGCGAUGGUCUAAUGCCUGGCAUGGAUUGGUUGACCGAACGAAUUCAAAAUCGAAGUUCUGCAUCGAGCAAUAGUGGUCACUGA